AUGGUCCCAGGGCCCUCAAAACACUCCCGCGCCGCGCGCCGCGCCACAUCCCCCUCCAUCGAUACGGACAAGUCCCUCAAGGAUAUACCGCUGCCCAAGCGCAGCACCUCGAGCGCGCCGCGGCCCUCGGUCCUCGCCGUCCACCGCGCGGCGGGAAUUUCGAAAAAGAACAAGCCCGUACGCAAGUCCCGCAUGACGAGCAAGAUGCGGAAGCGCCACGAGAAGGGUCUCGAGAUGGCCGAGGCCGUCACGGAGCGGACCGGCAAGAAGAUUCAGAAGAGUAUCGGACGGGCCAAGAACGUGCAGAGGAGGAGCAGGGCCUGGGAGGACAUCAACAAGGAUGCCGUCGAGGGAGGGGCGGGCGAUGAGCAGAGCGGCGAGAGUCGCUUCGCGGCGCUGAUGGAGGAGGUGGAUGACGACGACGACGAUGACGAUGCUGUCGAAGAUGAGGAUGGGUUUAAUCCUGCGAAUCCGGCGGCGAGUAGGCCGGCUGCUAUUGCGGACGAUGACGACGAUGAGAUUCUAUAA
Messenger RNA from Metarhizium acridum CQMa 102, 528 nucleotides. RefSeq lists its product as uncharacterized. Lineage: Eukaryota; Fungi; Ascomycota; Sordariomycetes; Hypocreales; Clavicipitaceae. Gene Ontology annotation, biological process: ribosomal large subunit export from nucleus. The record is from RefSeq and is a predicted model, not a curated record. Gene Ontology annotation, cellular component: preribosome, large subunit precursor; nucleolus.